Messenger RNA from Aspergillus calidoustus, 330 nucleotides. The record is from the annotation of a GenBank genome assembly. NCBI's taxonomy places the organism in Eukaryota, Fungi, Ascomycota, Eurotiomycetes, Eurotiales, Aspergillaceae.
AUGUGUGCCACUGUCUCCCAACCAGAACCGCCCAACCAAGAUGACGUCAUUCCUCCGGAUCUCCUGAGUGCAGUCUGCUUAAUCCAGCGGGUGUACCGAGGAUAUAGGGCUCGUCGGGAACUUCAAGGGCGACAGCUGAGUGCCACAAAUCGCUGGGCUCAGAAUCCCAAUGGCAACAGCGCCACCGCUCCACAACCCUCCCCUCCUCCUCCCCCGUCAUCCAAGCCCAUCGCAACUGGACGCAAGCCGUCCGCGUCGCAAAGCUCGCCCGCGGCGACCGCCCCAUCAAGAAACCCGACCACCGCCGCAGCGAACCGUUGCCAGAGAUGA